Molecule: messenger RNA, 1053 nt
Organism: Gigantopelta aegis
Lineage: Eukaryota; Metazoa; Mollusca; Gastropoda; Neomphalida; Peltospiridae
Product: G-protein coupled receptor 183-like
Exons: 1
Coding region: 1-1053 (350 amino acids)
Biological process (GO): G protein-coupled receptor signaling pathway
Cellular component (GO): plasma membrane
Molecular function (GO): G protein-coupled receptor activity
Source: RefSeq, a predicted model, not a curated record
AUGACGACAGAAGGCUAUCAGGAAUUAGAGGAGUACAAAGUUGCGGUGGCACUCUGGAAAUACAUGUCGCCGUGUCUGUUGAUACUGGGUCUAGUGGGUAACACCUUAUCAUUCGUUGUUCUGUCCAAAUCAUCGAUGAGGGAAACAACAACCUCUUUGUAUCUGAGAUUCUUGGCUGUGUAUGACAGUCUCGUUCUCUACAUGGGAUUGAUGCGAUGGUGGAUCAUAUACCUCAUAGAGUACGACAUUCGGGAAUAUAGCGUUGUAGUUUGUAAGAUCCACACAUGGGGAGCCUAUUGGACAACCCACACGUCAGCCUGGCUGUUGGUGUCGGUGACCGUGGAGAGAUGCUUCUCUGUGUGGUUUCCUCACAAAGUGAAAAUCAUAUGUAUAAAACGAAAUACUUAUGUCAUUAUUGCCACUAUCAUGUUGGUUUUCGCGAUGCUGAACUCCCAUUAUUUUUACGGACUUGGGAAUUAUGUUGAGAUGAUAGAUAAUGAGACGGAAGUCAAACACUGUGAACAAAUCAAUGAUGCUUAUUACAACUUUGAAGUAUUCAUUUGGCCCUGGAUUGAUUUGUGUAUAUACAGUGUUAUUCCGUCAUCCAUUCUCACAUUCUGUAACAUUGCUAUCAUACACAAAGUUGUCUCCAGCAGUCGACAGACUCUUCAGAACGAUUCUUCAAUCUCAUCCAGACGAAGACAGGCGUCAUCUCUUACCGUCAUGUUGCUGCUCGUCAGUUUUACCUAUGUCGUCUGCACGACGCCAUAUUGUAUUUAUUUGAUAUAUGAAAAUUCGUUUACCCCUGAUGAAUAUGCCAACGCUCGCGAGGAAGCAGUUGCGGGACUUGUGUGGUUGGUGGUAACCAUGUUGCUGUACACAAACAACUCUAUAAAUUUUAUUUUAUACAGUGUUAGUGGAAAACGUUUUCGAGACGAACUGUCCGUUUUGUGUUCUCGCCAGGAUGGACGGAGUUCUGAGAUCUACAUCGUUCGUGUGAAGGACACCGGUAAUUGCAUCAGAAAUCGGACUUUGAGAUCAGCGUGCGAGUGA